Molecule: messenger RNA, 892 nt
Organism: Hypoxylon fragiforme
Lineage: Eukaryota; Fungi; Ascomycota; Sordariomycetes; Xylariales; Hypoxylaceae
Exons: 1
Coding region: 209-892 (227 amino acids)
Source: RefSeq, a predicted model, not a curated record
AAGAGGAGGGAUGCGUAUAUAAGGGGAUGGGCCAUCUCGAAUUCAAAAUACAGGAGUUUACUUUUCUAUCCGCCUCACCCACAAACUACUCACUGUCUUCUCUAUUCAAGUUACAACAGCUACUACUCGGCUAGUCACUCCUUUUUCUAAGCCUUCAAAACAGCAGAAAGCAAACCAAUCCUUGUCAAAUAGAUAAAAACCAGUAACCAUGCUCUUCAGCAUCUUUUCAGUCUUUACAUCAGCGGCAGCCGUGUCUGCCGCAGCCCUUCCCUCAUCCUCAUCCUCAUCCGAGAAGCGUGGCGGCGGCUCCAUCUCCAUAACGCCGCACGACCGGUGGUCGUCGUCGAUCGGCGUGCUGGGGUGCAAGAUCAACCCGGACCGCGUGGCGUACUGGCCGUCGGCGCCGAGCUGCAACAACAUCUGCGUCAAGGUCAGCGCCAACGGCCGCAGCGUGCACCUGCUCAAGGUCGACCAGUCGGGCGGCGCCCACGACAUCUCGUACGACGCGUGGAACUACCUGUCGACGGGCCAGUCCGCGACCGCGCACCCGACGUACGGGGGCGGCAUCCCCGCGACCUGGGAGGACGCGCCCAUGUCGGCGUGCGCGAGCCUCAUCCGCGAGCCCCACGGCCGCCUCGCCUUCUCCGCCGCCAACAGCAUGAACUUCAUCUCCUCCUGCCCCGCCGGCUCCUGGGUCGCCGAGCACCACGCCCUCUACAACAUCGCCAACUCGGCCUGCACCUACGGCUUCGACGAGGUCUGCACCAUGCCCCCGCCCAGCGAGGGCAACCAGGCCAAGUGCCCCCACCAGCUCGGCCGCCAGGACCCCCUCAAGUCCCAGCCCGUCUGGAACAUCGACUACGGCACUGGCAAGAAGUCCCUCGCUCAGUGA